AUGGCGGCGCUGCGGCUUCUCCGGAGGCGCGGGGUCUCGCGGGUUUCGCGGGCCUCGUCGCGGGUUUCGCGGGCCUCGUCGCGGUUUUCUCACGAGCCUCUUGUACGGCGUCGUCUCUUCGAAGUGCAACUCGCCUCUUCUCCUCGGGUCUCGGCUGCCUCCUUACUCGCUUCUUGGCGUGCUUCGCCUGCUUCCACGCUUUUUUCUCCUCUCUCUGCACUCCGCGCCUCUGCCCCCUCUCGCGCAUCGCUUGCUUCGAGUCCGCUGCCUUCGAGUACACGUCCCCUGGCGCCUGCGCCAUUUUCCGCUUCUCGCUCUUUUGCGUCGAGUGCGUCUGCUAAUUCGGAGCGCCUUCCGCGCCGCGAGGCCCGGCGUGUGCGCGGAAAUCGCAUGCAUGCGUCUGCCGUUGUCGCGGCCUUUCAGGAGGGCGCUCGGCAGGGCUCGAUGCGGGCGCUGCUGAGCCGCAUGAGCCGCACAGACGUCCACACGCUGCGUGACGCAGAACUCGCGGCCUGCCUCUGCGCGGUUGCCGACUGCGUGGCGCGCGCCAAGAGACGACCCGCCCAAGAGGACGGCUCGGGCUCGACGCCCCGCGGGAGGCUCGAGCGAGACCCCGCCCCCGAGGCGGAGAUGCUGCGCGCGCACACCUUUUGGCACAGAUGUAUAGGGAAAGUGCUCAAGGGAGACUUGAUUCUCAAGGCUCGACUGAGCGUGCUCGCGGACAUGCUUGACGCGCUCAACAGAGCGGACCUGACGCUUUUCCAGCCCGUCCCCCUUCUCGCUCGUCCCGCGUCUUCUCCCGCCUCGUCAUCGACUUCUUCCGCGGCGUCGCUGAGUGACUCUCCUGCCGUCUGCGCUUCGGCGGAGAGCCCCGCCGCGAGCGGGAAGCCGGUGUGGAUUCCCCAUCGCUUUUACUUUCGUCUCUUGGAGCGUCUGGAGCAAGAGCUCGCUGAGCCGCGCGACAGCGAAGCGACAGGAAGCGAGGCGGAGCCUGUCGAGAGGCAUCCCGACGCCUGCGCGCCGGCGGAGACCCGCGAGGAGGCGCGGAGCGACGCGCACGCGUCAUCAUGCACGUCGAGCGGGAAGGCGGCGGCGGCGGAGGAUGCAGAGCUGCAGACGGGCAACGAGCUGGACGAGGCGCCUCUAAGGGCUGCAGAGAAACUCAGAACGAGGGGAAAGGACGUCGCCAGUCUCCUGCGAAUCGCUCAUGCCAUAGCCGCGAGGCAGCGGAGCGCCCUCGCCGCGCUCGACGCGCUGGAGCAGCGGCUUGAGAGCCGCGCGGCCGCUGAGAGAGGAACCGAGGGAGACGCCGUCGCGGCGUUGCAGGGGAAGAAAGUGCGCAGCGCGCCUCAGUCCGCACAGGAAAAGCCCUCUCCUGACGAGAGAUGUCGAGACGACAACGACAGUCUGCAGCAGCUCUGUCAGGCUCGGUUCUUCUUCCUCUUCUUCUUCGAACGCCUGGCGCAGGCUCUCUUGCCCCCGCUUCUGGAUUCUCUCUCUCUCCCUUCUCUUUCUUCUUCCUCGCCUUCCCUCGUGGGUGUGUCUGCCGCGCCUGCGCUCUUCUCGGCCGCGGCGGCUGCAGACAGCGCCCGAGCAGAGUCGCGCGCCGAGGGUACGAAUCCGCCGGGUGAGGAGGGCGACGCGGCGACGGAAGCGCGUCCUCUCGCGGCAGCCUUCCCCCACGCCAUCGAGAAGAAGAACGACGGAUCGACAGCAGACGCGGCAGCCUCGGGACGCAGUGAAGGAGCCCAGCCGGCGCGGCAGAACGCCCAUGCAAAAGAGAGAAAGCGGGACAACACCUCUUCGUUUCACUUCGAGACGCAGCACGUCACUCCACUUCUCCUAGCCUUCGCGUCGAGCUUGCGGUGUGCAAAGCGAGACGAGAAAGAGAAAGCAGUGACGCGCUGGAUUUUCUCUGUUUCCUCUCCUUCUUCUGUCUGUCCAUCGCCUGCGACCUCGCGGCCUCCUCAGGUUUCUUCUUCUGCAUGCGCUGCCGCCGAGCCUCCUCCUUCGCGCGUCGAUCUCAAAUUGCGUGCCUCGCGUCGCCGGUCUGAGCGUUGCUCCCCGCCGGUCUCUCUCUCGUUCCUGCUCGUUCCUGCGCCUUGCCCGUUUUCUUCUCCUUCGUCUGUUUCAGUUUCUUCUCUCCCUCCCGCGAGCGGAUCUUCGCUCCGCUCUGCGCCGUCUGCCGACCUCUCCGCGCGUUUGCCUUCGCCUGUCGCUUCGGCGGCGGAUUCUCUUGUCUCUUCUUGCGGUCACGCCGCAGCUGAGGAAGCAGACGCGAAGGAGACGCGAAAGCUUUCGUACCGCGCGAUGCGCAAAGCAUUUGUCGCCGUUCCCCGGUCCUUCGCCGACUGUUUUCCUCCGACAGAGAGGACGACGCAGGAGGGCAACGCGGCAGCGAGCGCUGCAGCUGUGAAGCGCGGGUCGACUUACGCGCGCUUUCCUCACCUUAACGCGGUUGUCUCUCUGCUUGCGUCGUGUCUUCUUCCGCACGUCAAGAGCCUCGACCCCGCGGCGGCCCUGGGGGUGCACAUACAGUUGAGUCGGAGCCAGUACGACGUGGAGGCGGCGCGCGCGACGUUGGAGCGGGGUGGGUUUUUUUCGAAGUCUGCAGGUCGACGACCCGAGGUUUUUCCGUUGGAGACCCCCCUCCAGACGCUGCUCCUCGCGUCGUGCCACGACGUCGGGUGCAGACUUCUGCUGCGACUCGUUGAGCAGCCCGCGGGGCUUCUGCGAGAGCUCCCGGGACGAGACAUCCCCUCCUUCAUGUUGUCUGUUUCGCAGUUCAUGCCUCAGCUCAAUGCCGCGCUUCCCAUCGUGUCUACGCCGCCCUCGUCGCCUAAUCUGUCUUCCUCUUCGGACUUUUCUUCUUCUACUUCCUCUACACCUUUGCCGUCUUCUCUUCCCUCUCGUCUGCACUGCGACACUCUCAUUCCCCCCGCUUCUCUCCAGCGCUCGCCGACGUCACCCCACACCUCGCGGCGCCCUCCUGAGCAGCCCGCGCCUCCGUCCUGUCUCCCGUCUUCUGGCGUGUCUUCGCGCGCGGGUGCCACGUCGCGUCCGCCUCUCGCGCGGACCGUCGCGUCGCUGCUGCCUGUCCUCGCGCGGCGGCUGGCCUUCGAGCAGCUGCAAGCGACAGGCGCGGGAGCACACAGGAGAUACGCAGCGAGGCCCGUCCUGUCGCCUGCAGCCAGCUGCGACGCGCUGACGGCACUCGCGGACGCGCAGUGUGGCGGAGAUGCGGAGACGCGCCGCGCCUGCCUCGUGAUCUUUCACGCGGCUCUGGAGGGUCUGUGGAGGCCGCUUGCGCGAAAGAAGAGAGAGAGGCUCUUCGCGCACGAGCAAGGAAUCUCCGCGGAGCGUUGUCAGGCUGCCGCGGCCGAGGGCGAGCAGACGGACUGUGGAGAGCAGCCAAGCCGUUUCUCUGCUCUGGACGGAGUGUCGCUGCGUCUCGAAGGCGAACGGUUGAUCACGCUGAGUCGCCUGGUCAACGCUGCGCUGAAACUGGGGCUGCUGGACGUCUUCACUCGGUCGAGGGGGCGCCUGGGCGCGUGUCGGAAAACAGACGAACGCACCAGGGCGUCUCAUGAGGAUUCCAGCAGACGCCCGAGGAGAGAGGUCGGCGACGGCCAGAGCGCGAAGCAAGCUGCAGAGACUCUAGUGCCGCCCCACACACAGUGGCGGCGACCGGAGAAACUUGAAGAGGACGCCCUCGCAACCGAAGAGGAAGUCGACGUCCUCAGGAAGCUCCUCGCUGCAAACCUGGCGGCCCUGUCGUCUCGCCAGCUGCAGUAUCUGUCGCUGUCGCUUCUCUGCUGUCCGGCUUUCGUGCUUUCGGCGCCUCUCGACUAUGCACGCCCUGCGAAGCGCAGCGCGAGCCGCGCCUCCGGUGUGCUUCUUGCAGUCUCAACUGCCCCUGUCGCGUUCCAGUGCCUCGCGGAGGCGCUGAGGCGCUUCACCCGCGACAAACCUGUAGACGCCGACUUCAGCGCGCGGAGCAGGCGCAAGAGAGAAGAGGAGUGGGCGGGCAGGCAACUUCAGACGAGCCUCAUCGCCGCCACUCUCGGUCUGUGCGCUCCUCUGGUCGAGGGUCCUGCUGCGCCUAGUACCGGCAGUCUCCCCGCGGCUGAAGCUGCGGCGAGUCAGAGCGGAGGACAACGCGAGCCAGUUUCUGCAGCGAGAGGCCCGGCGGCGCGAGAGGACAGUUUGCUUCGCCUGCUGCCGCUCGAGAGCCUGAGGACUGCGCGUCGCCUGGCUCAUGCAAUGGCGCAGCCGCAGCGGCAGCACGCCAAAGGCACUCGCGUGUCCGCGCUCCAGGAGGAAGUCUUCGGCGUCCUCCUGUCGUGCACACUACGCACCGAGGGGUUCGCUGUUCGCGGCAACGGAGAACACGUUCCGUCUGAAGGAAGUUCAGACCUUCCUCAGCACAGGUCUACAGGCUCUCCAGGGAGCGACAAUCAGCUAGCGGAAGAAGGUUGGUCAAAAUCAAGAGAAAGCGGCCUGCCAUGGCUCCGCGUAAGUGAGGUCGAGGCUGUCGUCGGACCGUACACGGUGGACUGCAUUCUGACCCAGCAUAAUGAUGAAGAUGGCGGGACAGAAACACUGGGCAGGCAUGAACUCGCCUCUCUCGACGUCGAGCAAUGA
This is a messenger RNA of Besnoitia besnoiti, 4644 nucleotides long. RefSeq lists its product as uncharacterized. NCBI's taxonomy places the organism in Eukaryota, Apicomplexa, Conoidasida, Eucoccidiorida, Sarcocystidae. The coding region runs from base 1 to 4644 and encodes 1547 amino acids. The transcript is spliced from 9 exons. The record is from RefSeq and is a predicted model, not a curated record.